AUGCAUUGGAGUUUGGGUUCUAAAGAUACUGAAAGGCUUCCGUCGGAUCUCAUUUCGUUGACUGCGAAGCCUAUUGAGCCAAGUCCAGUGACUGCAGUUGUAAGACUGGCCACUGCAAAUAAGGAGAAGUUAGCAGAGUUAGAAAAACAGCGUAGCGCUGAUACACAGGAUGUGGUGAAACAGGUAAGGCAUUUCACUUUACAAGAAAAUAAUACGAUUAUUCAUUACCCGAUUACCAAUUUUGCAGAUGAGAGCAUAUUCAACUUUGAAAAGGUGUACGACGUAGGAGUACCAUUAGUAGACAUUCACAAAAGUCUAUCAGAAUCUGUCUUGAAGGAUAUAUAUGAUGGCUAUGAUGUGAGUAUAAUUAGUUAUGGGGAAGCUGGAAGUGGUAAGUCGUUUACACUGUUUGGGAACGAAGAUUCUGACGGUAUUAUUGCACUCACGUUUCAGGACAUUAUACAAAAAAAGAGAGAAUUAGAGAAAGAUCAGAAUACAAUAGUAAAUAUUCAAAUUUCUGCUUUAGAAAUCUCUUUGGAGAAGGUGUAUGACAUGUUACAUUCUGCAGAUGAUAGGAAGCCGUUAAAGUCGCACCACGAAACUAAGAAGUUUGGGCUAUAUUACCAGGAAGCCAAUAAUGAAUAUAUAAAUAGUAUCAAAGAGUUUGAUAGAGUAAUGAAACUGAUACAGGAUAAUAAGGAAGCGUCUGAAAAGAAGAUGGAUAGUAAAAGAUCGACUUCGCAUGUUGUUAUCAGAUGCUCUGUUGAACAAUUAGAUAGAGUACACGGGACGAUCACUUCAUCGAAUAUAAUGUUUGCGGAUCUUUGCGGUUCUAACAGAUUUGAAAAGGACGUGGACCAGAAGUUAGGUGUAGAGAAUAUAAAAAAGCUGAAUCUCUCGAUUUCCAACUUGGAAAGUGUGGUCAAUUCUGUGCUUCAAAACCAACAGAAGAACCACCUAUAUAUAGAAAACAAGUUGGUUCCAAGUGUUAAUAGUUCAGAUUUGCAGCGAGUACCAUACAAGGACUCACAGUUAACUGGCUUAAUACAAGAAGCUUUGGGUGGUAACUCUCGCACCCGUGUUGUGUUAAAUUGUUUCGAUGAUAAAUCGCACCAUGAGGAGACUAUCGCCACUCUACGAUUUGGUGUUCAGUUGCAAAAUAUUCUAAAUUUUGUAAGGGCAGACGUUACCGGUUUGAACUCCAAAAAGACGCUUGAUCUUUUGAUCGAUAAUAUGAAGGUUAUAGAAAAUAAUUAUGAUCAAAAGAUAACCCUAUUAGAAUCUGAGCUUAAUAAACUAGCGGACACUGUUAAGAAGGCAAAGGUGACUGAGGAGCUAGAAACCGAGAUUGUAGAGAAGAAUGAUGAGAUAAAGAAACUAAGAGAACAAUUAGAGACGAUGACACAGUUGUUCAAUAACAUUGAUCCCAAGGAGUCUGAGGAUACCAAAAAGAUCAUUCAAACUUUGAUGGAGAAAUGUGAAAGUGUUGCUCAGUUGCAACUAGAACUGGAGGGUCAAUUGCAUGAGAACUCUAUCUUGAAAGGAGAUGGCGAGAUCAAAGACGCUAAGAUACGAACAUUGGAAACAAUGAACUCCCGAUUAGUCGAACAAUUACAAAAUCAAGAAAGUUCUACACAAGAUAUACUGAAGAGUAAUGGUAUUCUUAAGAAAGAACUCGAAGCGUUAUCGAAUAUAUCUAAGUCACAACAAGAAAAGAUCAAGAUUCUCGAAGCCAAACUAAGAGACUCUGUAGUGAUUAGUUCUACUGAGAGCUCACCAAGGAAGGGAUCGGUAAGUUCUUCCUCAAUAAAUACAAUGUUGCCCAUAGAUGAGUCUGACGGCCAAUCUAAAUCGUGGGGGUUUGUAUCAUCUUCCUCGAAAACUGGCAACUUUUGGGGAGGUCGCAAAGUCUCUACUAGCAGCAUGACCACAAUUACUUCCCAGGAUUCAUUUCAACCAAAGCCGUUAAAGAAAGGGUUUAGUCUAAACACAGUCAAGCCAAAGAACGAACCUGAGGCCGGCUCGUAG
Nakaseomyces glabratus is the source of this 2028-nucleotide messenger RNA. It is a transcript of the gene SMY1, whose product is annotated as Smy1p. Gene Ontology annotation, molecular function: ATP hydrolysis activity; ATP binding; microtubule motor activity. Gene Ontology annotation, cellular component: kinesin complex; microtubule. NCBI's taxonomy places the organism in Eukaryota, Fungi, Ascomycota, Saccharomycetes, Saccharomycetales, Saccharomycetaceae. The record is from RefSeq and is a predicted model, not a curated record. Gene Ontology annotation, biological process: microtubule-based movement.